AUGCCGUUACUUAGUGUCAUGCGGCUUCUGUUGCUGCAGCCGACGGGUUGACGUCUGGUUAGUUUCAAUUCGUAUUGAUGUAGUUGUUGGUCGUGUUAAACGGUUGCUCGUAUCCGACACCUAUUUCUUAUUAUAUAUUAUAAUGGGUACACCGGUCAACUCUUCGGCCAGUCGCAAGGUUGCUGAGGCUACGGAGGCACUGCGACAAGCUGAGAAAUGUUUAAAAACAGGCCUGCUGAAAUGGAAGCCAGAUUUCGACAACGCUGCAAGCGAGUUCAGUAGAGCAGCGACUUGCUUUAAAGCUGCGAAGUCUCUGGAUCAGUGCAAAGACGCCCAUCUCCGCGCAGCUGACUGUUACCUCAAGAAUGGAUCAUUCUUCGCUAGCGGCAAGCAGUUAGAACAAGCAGCACUGGUCAGCAGGGAUAUGGGUAACCUGCAGGCUGCAGCUGAGCUCAUUGAUAGGGCAUCUCGUUUGUUUAUUGACUCAAGAAGCCCUGACACGGCUGCAUUAGUUUUGGAGCGAGGGGCAAAAAUUCUUGAAGGCAAAUUUCCUGAAGUGGCUGUGGAAUUCUUCAACAGAGCAGCUGAAAUAGUUUCAGUUGAAGAUCGCCCAAGGCAAUCAGCUGAGUUCUGUGGCCAUGCAGUUCGUCUUCUGCUCAAGCUCUCUAGGUGGGACGAGGCAGCGGAAGCCGUAUCUCGGCAAAAGCAGCUCCUGACAGAAGCGCAGGAUGAACGAGCUGUUGGGCGCCUGGUGGUGGCACUGGUGCUUGUGCACUUGGCAAGAGAUGACUUUGUAGCAGCCAGCAAGGCCGUUGACCAUGAUGGAGGGUUUCUUGAAGCACAAGAACAGGACACCCUCUCGUGCUUACUGAAAGGAUACGAUGAAGGGGACCCAGAUAUGGUUACUCGUGCCCUCAAUGCACCCUUCCUCCGGCACAUGGAUACAGAGUAUGCCAAGUUGGCCAGAAUGCUUGGGCAGCAGGUAACAGAGUCUGCCAAGAAGACAGCCUCGGAGUCUAAGCCCAGCGCUGAGGCAAGAGAUGAUGCCAAGGAUGCAGACACUGGAACAGUUGAUAAACCAAACCGGGACCACCUUGAAGUUCCUGAUUCAACAACUGCUGGAGAAUCUGAUGAUGAAUAUGCUGGUGGUCUUCUGUAAGAAUGAGGGCGGCCAUUGUUUAUCUUGUAAUUCACCUUAAUGCAAUCAUUCCUAUCUUUAUCACGGCCUUCGCUCAAUAUUGGUUGCUACAUAUCCUGUCAGGAACCCAUACAACUGAACUGUUGAAUGUCAUGUAGCUGUGGGAUGAAGAUUUUCUGCCCUGCAUGGGUGUUCAACAUGCUGCUUUUAUUAAUACUACACUGAUGGUUCAAAGAGAGCUAAAAAAUUGGUGUUUGCUGAAGGGCCUAUAUAGUGCCAUUAUUUGCACCAGUAAUUAGAAGUACAUUGCAACAUGGUGCUUGAUGUAGUCAUCUUGGCUUGGGAGGACUGUUGCUACAUGUGAUAUGUAUCAUUGUGGCUUUCCAAGUCUGCUCUUUAAUGUGAUGGAUGUAUGCAUGUUGGCCGUUCGGAUUCAGAAGUACUCAUACAUGCUUUGUAAGUGUAUGUUUAGAUCAAUUUUCUUUGGUUAUUGAGGCACGUUUUUAUUGCUGUUAGAUAAGAGCAUUGUUUUUACUAAUGAGACGUGAAAAUUUUAGUAUAUCUUUUUACAGUGCUGAGGAUCAGUACUUUAUAUAAGUUUGUAUACUUUAUUCGGUUUACGUUAUGUAAACAUGUCGCUAAACAUAAUGGCAUCAUUGUCUAGCUGAUGGAUUGUUAUUCUGCAGAGCAUCUGUACUUUAUAGGAUGUACUUCAAUUUUGGCAGAAUAAGAAUUGUUGAUCCUUA
Molecule: messenger RNA, 1884 nt
Organism: Dermacentor silvarum
Lineage: Eukaryota; Metazoa; Arthropoda; Arachnida; Ixodida; Ixodidae
Product: gamma-soluble NSF attachment protein
Exons: 10
Coding region: 143-1159 (338 amino acids)
Biological process (GO): intracellular protein transport
Cellular component (GO): vacuolar membrane; SNARE complex
Molecular function (GO): syntaxin binding; soluble NSF attachment protein activity
Source: RefSeq, a predicted model, not a curated record